UCAAUUUCCAACUUAGCAUCUUGGCAGGACAUUUUCCCAAGCAAAGCCCCCGUCCGACUGGCAAAGAAAAAAAAAAAAAAAAAAAAAAAAAACUUCUGCAUGGGCAUGAGAGCGACGGUUCAACUCAGAUAAGGGAGCAGCAGAAAAACAAAACAAGACCAAACCUCCGGCGGACAGUGGCUGACUGGCUGGCUGGCAGCUACCAAAAAAAAAAAAAAAGAAAUCCAACCAAUAUCCAAGCCUGUUUUUAUCUAAAAAAAAAUUACUUUUUGCCUUCACGAUUGCCAUUUAGAAGGGGGGACAGAGAGCGGGACUGCAGACAGCUCUAUGCGCUCCGACAUCAGCGCAUGAGAAAAUAAAGGGGGGAAAGUGCACAAGUUAGGUGGCUUAUACUCUCCAGGCUCCAGCAUGGCAUAUCCUCAGGGCUACUUGUACCAGCCGUCCGCUUCAUUAGCCCUGUAUUCGUGCCCCGCGUACAGCACCAGUGUUCUAUCGGGACCCAGAACCGAGGAACUUGGGAGAUCCUCUUCGGGAUCUGCGUUUGCGCCAUAUGCCGGAUCUACUGCGUUCACCAGCGCCUCGCCAGGCUACAACUCCCACUUGCCAUAUAGUGCAGACGCAGCGGCAGCUGCCACGUUCACCUCAUAUGUGAGUUCUCCCUAUGACCACACUACGGGAAUGGCGGGCUCAAUAGGAUACCAUCCUUAUGCAGCACCCUUGGGCACCUACCCUUACGGUGACCCGGCAUACCGUAAAAAUGCAACCCGGGACGCCACCGCCACCCUCAAGGCCUGGCUCAACGAGCACCGCAAAAAUCCCUACCCUACCAAGGGCGAGAAGAUAAUGCUGGCCAUCAUUACCAAAAUGACCCUCACCCAGGUGUCCACCUGGUUCGCCAACGCCAGGAGGAGGUUAAAGAAGGAGAACAAAAUGACCUGGACUCCUCGGAACCGGAGCGAGGACGAGGAGGAGGACGAAAAUAUUGAUUUGGAGAAAAAUGACGACGACGAGCCAAACAAGCCCACAGAUAAGGGAGACUCCACAGACACGGAAGCAGAUCACAAACUUCUAAACCCAGGGGACAUAGGCUGUGACAGAUUUAAAGAAGAAAACCACAGCAAAGACACGGAUCACCUUCUGAGUGACGCGGAGUUAAAAGACCAGGAGGAGCGGACUACAGAGCUGUUGCCGGAUUCUGCAAAACCAACCACGUCGUCUCCCUCAGCGAUACCCCGGGGGAACCAGCUUGCGCAACAAGACAAGCCGUCAGAUUUGAGCCAUGCAUCGGGUACGGUCACCAGCAACGUGACCUCUGUUAUCCACUCGCCCCCCUCCGCGCCUAAACCCAAACUCUGGUCCCUUGCGGAAAUCGCCACGUCCUCAGACAGGUGUAAGGGCAGCGGCGAGGUGUCACAGUCUUGCCCUGGUCUGGGUCAGAGCACUGUAAUGGGCACUAGCGCUUCUCCAUCACGGUCCUCCCCUCAGUGCCCGCUCCCCAACAGCACAGUCCUAUCCAGGCCUCUGUACUACACCUCCCCCUUCUACCCCGGCUACACGAACUAUGGUGGCAGUUUUGGACACCUUCACAGUAACCACGGCUCGGUAACCACGGGCUCCACGGCACAUUUCAAUGGAUUAAACCAGACUGUGUUAAAUAGAGCUGAGGCUUUGGUAAGGGAGAGCCAGAAAGUCAGAGGCCAAACGCAGGUAGAUCUUUGUAAAGAGUCCCCAUAUGAACUAAAGAAAGGUAUGUCGAACAUUUAAUACCUGAAUAUUUUUCAUUCACCACGGACAUUUAUUUAUUUUGGUUGCAUUAAAAAAAAAAAAAAAAAAAAAAAAAG
Messenger RNA from Archocentrus centrarchus (flier cichlid), 1841 nucleotides. It is a transcript of the gene irx5a, whose product is annotated as iroquois homeobox 5a. The transcript is spliced from 3 exons. Gene Ontology annotation, cellular component: nucleus. Gene Ontology annotation, biological process: neuron differentiation; regulation of transcription by RNA polymerase II; cell development. The record is from RefSeq and is a predicted model, not a curated record. The coding region runs from base 409 to 1764 and encodes 451 amino acids. Gene Ontology annotation, molecular function: DNA-binding transcription factor activity, RNA polymerase II-specific; RNA polymerase II cis-regulatory region sequence-specific DNA binding. NCBI's taxonomy places the organism in Eukaryota, Metazoa, Chordata, Actinopteri, Cichliformes, Cichlidae.